This is a messenger RNA of Plasmodium cynomolgi strain B, 1752 nucleotides long. RefSeq names its product A/G-specific adenine glycosylase. Gene Ontology annotation, biological process: base-excision repair; mismatch repair. Bases 1 to 1584 code for a protein of 527 amino acids. Gene Ontology annotation, cellular component: nucleus. Lineage: Eukaryota; Apicomplexa; Aconoidasida; Haemosporida; Plasmodiidae. Gene Ontology annotation, molecular function: oxidized purine DNA binding; purine-specific mismatch base pair DNA N-glycosylase activity; adenine/guanine mispair binding. The record is from RefSeq and is a predicted model, not a curated record. The transcript has 4 exons.
AUGGAAGAGGCAAAGGCAGAGGAGUCCCCCCCGAACGGCAGGGAAAACGCCGAGCCAGAAUACCACUACGAUUUGCUCAAAAGGCACAGCUCGGAAAUGAAAAAAGAUCUCCUGGAGUGGUAUUACAAAUAUAGGAGAAAACUACCCUGGCGGAAUGACCAACCACCGUACACGACCAGCGUUCAGGUGCAGGAGGGAAGCCCACAAGGCGAUAUAAGGAGCUACUUCUGCAAAGGGGGAGAUGCUCAAAUUAGCAGAAGUAGUGCCAAUAGAAAAGAUGGAACGAGAGUUAUUGCUAAGGGGAGGAAAAAGGACCAACAGGAGUUACCUCUCCGGGAGGUAAAACGAGUUAAGAAUGAAUGUGUGGAGAAGGAUCCACCUGUGGAGAAGGACCCACCUGUGGAGAAGAACCCACCUGAGGAGUGCAAAGGUCAGCCCAGCAAAGAGUUGGAGACUACCCACGCAGAAGUAAAACAAGAGGAUGGCUCAUUGCCCCCAAAUGAGAAACAACACUUAAGUGUUCGGGGGUACCAAAUAUACGUAAGCGAAAUAAUGCUUCAACAAACGAGGGUUCACACAGUGGUAAAUUUCUACCUUAAGUGGAUGAACAAAUGGGGCACCAUUUUCGAGCUAGCCAAAAGUAACUUGGAUGACGUUCUCAUAGUGUGGAAGGGGCUAGGGUACUACAACAGAGCGAAGAACCUACUCGACUGUUGCAAACAUGUGGUUGAAAAAUACGAUGGGGUGUUUCCAAACGAUUUAAAGUUACUCAAAGAGUUGCCAGGAAUAGGAGAUUACACGUCCAAGGCGAUCUGCAUACAUCUGUACAACAGGAAAGACAUAUGCAUCGACACAAAUGUUAUUAGGAUUUUUUCUAGAAUUACGGACACGAUUAAUUAUAGCGGCUCCACCGUUUUAACGAAGCACUGUGAACGGGUGAGCCACGUUUUGUGCGCGGAUGACUCCAAUUAUUCUGACCUCAGCCAGGCUUUAAUGGACUUGGGGUCCAGCAUUUGUAAUGGUUCCCCCCAGUGUGCGCAGUGCCCCCUGAACAAGCAUUGCCUCAUCUAUUUGAAGAAGAAGAAUAAUAAUAACAAUAAUAGUAAGAAAAGGGACAGUUCGUUUUAUUUGACCCACCCCGAUGGAUGCAAGCUGUGCGUCCAAGACAGAAACGUCGAAAUUAAGUGUGUUCCCCUGAUGAAGAAAAAGAAGAAAACGGAAAAAAUAUGCCUCGUUCUGCUGGCAAAGAGGAGUGGCCCUCCAAAGGGGGAGACAACAAGUAUAACAAGCAAGAAAAGAGGAGAAGAACACCUGGAGGAUGACUACUACUUGAUGAUAAAGAACACAAACUCGAAUUUGUUUUCAAUGCAUUAUUUGUUUCCCCUUUUGCUCCUGGACCAGUUUGAUAAAAAACUUGCGCACACGCAUUUAAAUGGGUUGCUGAGCAGCCUAAAUUUGAGCAACACCCUGGAGGAUUCCUUCACCUACGACUUCACGCACAACAGCUUUUGUCAAAACAUAAUAGACCACUACAGAAAAAGCGUGACUGUGUCUAGGACGUAUCUCUCAGAAUUUUGCCUCUAGACAGACACGGGGCUAUGGGAGAGGAACCGGUUGCGUAUUUUUGCAUUUCCCUCGAGUGCUACGGGGGAGGGCGGUAAAAUUGGCCCCACAUCGUAUGCACGGGGGGAUUCUCCAUCGAGCGCUCAUUUGUGAGUCGUGGCGCUACGGCAUUUCUCGGUCCAUCUGCCG